AUGGAACUGAUGCUUGACGCGGUUUCUUUUUUUGUUUCCUUUAGUACCGGUGUCGUUCUGACCUUCCUGUGCAUGCGUAGCGUUGGGUACAGCAGCCGCUGGCCCUCGGGUCUAUUUCGUGUAAAGGGGCGGCAGGCGCGCGCCUUAUUGGCUCACCGUAAUGAGCCGCUAAAAAUGACGCUAGUGGUGCGGAAGGAUUUGAGGAUGGGCACAGGGAAGAUUGCGGCGCAGUGUGCCCACGCGGCAGUGGCGGUGACGGAGAAGGUGGAACGCCGCCGUCAGCAGAAGGGCACGGCCAUACCGACUUCGAAAACUGUUGCUGCUGAGGGUCUGGAUGAGGAUGAGACUACUACCCAUUGGGAUGAGUGGGUUGAGUGGUACGACGCCUGGAUGUUUUCUGGCAGCACAAAGAUUGUGCUGCAGUGCAGUAGCGAAGAGAAACUGAUGGAAGCGUGUCGUGAGGCAAAACAGGUGGGGCUGCCACACACCGUGGUACGCGACGCGGGGCGGACGCAGAUUGCGCCUGGGAGCAAAACAGUUUUGGCGGUUGGCCCGGCACCUGUCAAACUUGUUGAUCGUGUCACGGGUUGCUUCAAAUUGCUGUGA
Trypanosoma rangeli is the source of this 606-nucleotide messenger RNA. Its product is annotated as peptidyl-tRNA hydrolase, PTH2 family. The record is from RefSeq and is a predicted model, not a curated record. NCBI's taxonomy places the organism in Eukaryota, Euglenozoa, Kinetoplastea, Trypanosomatida, Trypanosomatidae. The transcript has a single exon. Gene Ontology annotation, cellular component: cytosol; mitochondrion. Gene Ontology annotation, molecular function: peptidyl-tRNA hydrolase activity. Bases 1 to 606 code for a protein of 201 amino acids.